AAAUUUUCCUUUCUCUCUCUCUAAUAUAUAUAUAUAUAUAUAUAUAUUUACUUGCUAAGCUUUCGCCUUCUUUCACUUUAAUUAUUAAAGCAAAAUAAUACAAGAGUAAAAAUACCAAAUAUAUAUAAAAAAAAACAAGAAAAGAAUAGAAAAUAGCACUUCUUUCGAUUAUCAAUAUUUGUAGAGCCAAAGAACCAUUAAACUCACCUUCCCCCAAAGACAAAGAUAAUUAUAAGCACACACACACACAUACACACACACACAAAUAAAGAGAAACUGAUUUAUAGACCAUACGAUUAGUUCUCCCCUUUUCUUCUUCUUAUUUUUCUUUUUUUUUUAUAUAUAUAUAUAUAUUUAUUUCCCCUUUUUCCGUUUCUUUUUUUUUUUACCUUUAACAAUCUACUCUGAAGAUUAACCGUGUUUGCAAUGGCAAGCCAAAUACAAAAGAAAACUAUACGAUUCACUGUUAUUUCAGCUGAUGGUCUCCUCAAGAAGGAUCUUUUCUUCAAGUUGCCCGAUCCUUUUGCUGUCAUCACUGUAGACAAAGAACAAACCCAUACAACAACAGUGAUGAAAAAGACUCUCAACCCAUACUGGAACGAAUUCUUUGAUUUACGAGUGACAAAUAAGAGUGUGAUCGAAAUCAAAGUAUUUGACCAAAAGAAAUACAAGAAAAAAGACCAAGGAUUUCUAGGUGUUAUUGCUAUCCCAGUUGGUAGCCUACUAGACGUAGACACAAGAACUGAUGCACAGAUAUUCACCUUGGAUCUAAAAAAAUCUCAUCCUACCGACACUGUCCAUGGCAAAAUUGCUAUCGGUAUAUCCACAAAUGCAAGUGUGCCAGUCCAAAACAAUGGCUCUAUCGGAACUUCAUCUCAACCAUCAACAAGCAACCACCAACAAAUUACAGCUGAACAAUCUGUCUCUGCAACCUCUGCAACGAAUGCACCCUCAGCCAAUGCAGCAGGCUCCUCACAAGCAAACGACAAUCAGAAUCUUCCAACAGGAUGGGAACGUCGCCUAGACCAUCUGGGAAGACACUAUUAUGUUGAUCACAACACACGCACAACGACAUGGAAACGACCCUCUCAUGGAAGUGUACAAGAGCAACAAAACCUUACUGAGAUGGAACGUCGCGCCCACACCGCACGUGGGCUUCCUGAAGAUCGCCAGCCACCUAGCGCACAAUUUGACGCUUCACUGCCAGCUACCAACACCACUACAGCUGCGCCUAUUACGGCCACUCCCAUAACCACUACUACAACUACUACAGCUACAGCUACAGGAGCAACAGCUGGUACCGGACCUCUUCCAGCUGGAUGGGAAAUGAGAACAACACCAGAGGGCAGACCUUACUUUGUUGAUCACAAUACACGAACCACCACAUGGGUAGACCCAAGAAGACAACAAUACAUCAGUACAAUCGGCCCAGGAUCAAAUCUCCAGGUCCAAGUUCAGCCUGUAUCUCAACUUGGCCCACUCCCAUCUGGCUGGGAGAUGAGACUGACAAGUACUGGCAGAGUUUAUUUUGUUGAUCACAACACAAAAACCACUACAUGGGAUGAUCCUCGUCUUCCAAGUAGUCUGGAUCAAAACGUACCACAAUACAAGCGAGAUUUCCGUCGUAAACUUAUUUAUUUCCGCUCUCAACCUGCACUGCGUCCAGUUCCUGGCCAAUGUCAUAUCAAGAUCCGUCGUGAAACUAUAUUUGAAGAUGCCUAUGCUGAAGUGAUGCGCCAAUCACCUUCCGAUUUAAAGAAGCGAUUGAUGAUCAAGUUUGACAGUGAAGAUGGUCUUGAUUAUGGAGGUCUCUCCAGAGAAUUCUUCUUCUUGCUCUCACACGAAAUGUUCAAUCCAUUCUAUUGUCUUUUUGAAUAUUCUGCUCACGACAACUACACCCUUCAAAUCAACCCUCAUUCGGGUAUCAACCCCGAGCAUCUCAAUUACUUUAGAUUCAUCGGUCGUGUCGUCGGUCUCUCUAUUUUCCACCGCCGUUUCCUUGAUUCAUUCUUCAUCGUGUCAUUCUAUAAGAUGAUCCUCAGCAAACGUGUUGCCGUAGCCGAUAUGGAGAGCGUGGAUGCUGAAUACCACCGUAGUUUAAUGUGGAUGCUAAAUAAUGAUAUUACAGAUGUUUUGGAUCUUACCUUCUCUACUGAAGAUGAUCGAUUCGGCGAGACUGUCACCGUAGAUCUCAAACCAGACGGUCAGAAUAUUCCAGUGACCGAAGAGAAUAAGAAGGAAUAUGUCAACUUGGUGACCGAGUGGCGUAUUUCGAGACGAGUAGAAGAACAAUUCAAGGCCUUCAAGGAGGGUUUCAACCAAUUGAUUCCUCAUGAUCUUGUCAAUGUAUUUGAUGAGCGUGAACUUGAAUUGUUGAUCGGUGGUAUUUCUGAAAUCGAUGUCGAAGACUGGAAGAAACACACAGAUUACCGAGGCUACACUGAGCAAGACGAUGUGAUCCAGUGGUUCUGGAAGUGCAUAAAGACAUGGGACAGUGAAAAGAAAUCCCGUUUACUCCAGUUUACAACCGGUACAUCCCGUAUUCCUGUAAACGGUUUCAAAGAUCUUCAAGGUAGUGAUGGUCCAAGAAGAUUCACCAUAGAGAAAUCUGGGGAAGUAACUCAGUUGCCAAAGGCACACACUUGCUUCAAUCGCAUUGAUAUGCCACCAUAUAAAUCCUACGAAGCAUUGGUGGCCAAAUUAACAAUGGCAGUUGAAGAGACUGUUGGUUUCGGUCAAGAGUAACCCAUUUUACAACCCUUUUCUUCUUUUAUCUUCUUCUUUAGAAGAAUAGUAAUCUAAAUGAAUCAUGACUUCCCCUCCACUUCCUCCCUUCUCUUAUACUUCUUUUGCGUAUAUUUUAUGUGUGCUCGAGUUUUUUUUUCAAGAUCUUGUGUGUCUAUAGUAUUCUUUUAUACACACUUUAUAUUAUUUAUCUCUUGCCCUACCUCUUUUAUUUUAUUUUAUAUUUCCUCUUUUGUAUAAAUACCUCCUUUUUUUUCUUGUUCCUUUUGUCAAUCACUUUCAAAUGAACUUCUUUAUUGAAUAUCCUGUUUGAUACCUAUGACGAUAAUCUCCUUUAAAGCCUCAUAUAUUUCCUUUAUCUUUUCCUUACAUCCUUAUUUUUAUCUUUUUUUUUUCUUUUGGCGCAAAUACAGCUAUUAUUCAUAUAUAUAUCUAUAU
Phycomyces blakesleeanus NRRL 1555(-) is the source of this 3183-nucleotide messenger RNA. RefSeq lists its product as hypothetical. Gene Ontology annotation, molecular function: protein binding; ubiquitin protein ligase activity. The record is from RefSeq and is a predicted model, not a curated record. Bases 427 to 2745 code for a protein of 772 amino acids. The transcript is spliced from 15 exons. Lineage: Eukaryota; Fungi; Mucoromycota; Mucoromycetes; Mucorales; Phycomycetaceae. Gene Ontology annotation, biological process: ubiquitin-dependent protein catabolic process.